GCAGCGCUGCGCCGCACGUGUGCGAGCCCGGCGACUGGUGGGAAAUCUGGUACGUGUGGGUUUCCUCGCGGCGUCCCCUAUGUGUGUUGGCGCUGGCUGCUGUCUUCCUCGAGUGGCCACCGCCCUCCUGCGUCCCGAGCCGAGCGCCUUCUUCGCCACUUAGCCGGCGCCCGCAGGCUCUGGGUCCUCUUAAAUGUUUUCUUGGAGCCUUAAAGAUGGAAAUGACAAGCGUGUCCCUGAAACGUGGUUGCCUUGUUGUGGAAGAUAAUGACGGAGUGGCCCUGCAGGAGGAGACAAAAAAACAGAAAGUCUCAGAGUGCUAUCUGACCAACAGUCAGGAUGGGAUAGAAAAUGACGGUCUACACAGCAGUGACGGUGAGCCUGGACCUCCAGAAGUUGAAGGUGCCAAGAAAGAUAAAAAGAAUUCCAGUGCUCAGGUGCAAGAGGAGGAAGAUGGCUUUACAGAGGAAGAGGAAGAGCCCGAGAGUUUUGCAGACAUGAUGAAGCAUGGGCUCACAGAACUUGAUGUAGGCAUCACGAAGUUUGUGAGCUCUCAUGAGGGCUUCUCAGGGAUCUUAAAAGAAAGAUACUCUGACUUUGUUGUUCACGAAAUUGGAAAAGACGGACGGAUCAGCCAUUUGGAUGACUUAUCUGUUCCAGUGGACAAAGAGGACCCUCCAGAAGAAGCGCUCACUGUUUUGACAGCUGAGGACAAGCAGCAGUUGGAGGAGCUCCAGCUUUUCAAAAAUAAAGAAACCAGUGUUGCCAUUGAGGUCAUUGAGGACACCAAAGAAAAAAGAACUAUCAUCCAUCAAGCUAUUAAAUCUCUCUUCCCAGGAUUAGAGACAAAAACAGAGGAUAGAGAAGGCAGGAAAUACAUCGUAGCUUACCAUGCAGCUGGCAAAAAUGCUUUGGCAAAGGUCAGAACUGCAGCAGAUCCAAGAAAACAUUCUUGGCCAAAAUCUCGGGGAAGCUACUGCCACUUUGUUCUAUACAAGGAAAACAAAGACACAAUGGAUGCCAUCAAUGUAUUAUCCAAAUAUUUACGAGUAAAACCAAACAUAUUCUCCUAUAUGGGAACCAAAGACAAAAGGGCCAUCACAGUGCAGGAAAUCGCUGUCCUCAAAAUAAGUGCACAAAGACUUGCCCACCUGAAUAAGUGCUUGAUGAACUUUAAGUUGGGUAAUUUCAGCUAUCAGAAAACCCCUCUGAAAUUGGGAGAGCUUCAAGGAAAUCACUUCACUGUUGUUCUCAGGAAUAUAACAGGAACUGAUGAGCAAGUGCAGCAAGCCAUGCAGUCUCUGAAGGACACCGGCUUCAUUAACUACUAUGGCAUGCAAAGAUUUGGGACCACAGCUGUCCCUACAUACCAAGUUGGAAGAGCUAUUCUACAGAAUUCCUGGACAGAAGUCAUGGAUUUAAUACUGAAGCCCCGUUCUGGAGCUGAAAAGGGAUACUUGGUAAAAUGCAGAGAAGAAUGGGCCAAGACCAAAGAUCCAGCCUCUGCUCUCAAAAAACUACCUGUCAAAAGGUGUGUGGAAGGUCAGCUGCUUCGAGGACUUUCAAAAUAUGGAAUGAAGAAUAUAGUCUCUGCAUUUGGCAUAAUACCAAGAAAUAAUCGCUUAAUGUAUAUCCAUAGUUAUCAAAGCUAUGUGUGGAAUAACAUGGUGAGCAAAAGGAUAGAAGACUACGGGCUGAAACCUGUCCCAGGAGACCUUGUUCUCAAAGGAGCCACAGCCACCUACAUUGAGGAAGAGGAUGUUAAUAAUUACUCCAUUCAUGAUGUGGUGAUGCCCCUGCCUGGUUUUGAUGUUAUCUACCCCAAACAUAAAAUUAGUGAAGCCUACAGGGAAAUGCUCACUGCAGACAAUCUUGAUAUUGACAACAUGAGACACACAAUUCGAGAUUACUCCUUAUCGGGUGCCUAUCGAAAGAUCAUUAUUCGGCCUCAGAAUGUCAGCUGGGAAGUCGUUGCAUAUAAUGAUCCUAAAAUUCCACUUUUCAACACGGAUGUGGACAACCUAGAAGGAAAACCACCACCAAUUUUUGCUUCUGAAGGCAAAUACAGGGCUCUGAAGAUGGACUUUUCUCUCCCUCCAUCUACUUACGCCACCAUGGCCAUUCGAGAAGUGCUAAAAAUGGACACCAGCAUCAAGAAUCAGACCCAGCUGAACACAAACUGGCUACGAUGAGUAGUGCGUUCUUCAGAGAGGCGAUGCAGACAAGUACCUGCUCAAUGACCUCCUGUUCUUCUCUUUUUCAAUUGCUGACUCAUAAUUUGAUUUUUAAAAUUUUUAUAGUAAAGGAUUAUUUGUAUUUUUUAA
Molecule: messenger RNA, 2324 nt
Organism: Onychomys torridus (southern grasshopper mouse)
Lineage: Eukaryota; Metazoa; Chordata; Mammalia; Rodentia; Cricetidae
Gene: Pus7
Product: pseudouridine synthase 7
Exons: 17
Coding region: 216-2192 (658 amino acids)
Biological process (GO): pseudouridine synthesis
Cellular component (GO): nucleus
Molecular function (GO): RNA binding; pseudouridine synthase activity
Source: RefSeq, a predicted model, not a curated record